AUGGUAGUGAUGGAGAUGUUAUUAUGCUUCACUACACCUCUCCUCUCUGUCCAGGCCGAGCCGGUGUUGUGUUACUGUGUUUCUGUUCAGGAAGUGGUCCAGCAGUGCCAGGGCAGGACGGGACCGGAGCGAGGAGUGGCGCUAACUGAGGAAUUAGAAAUCCUAGAAUUGCCCGUUCUCCCUCACCUCAAACCCCAACCUUGUGCUCUCAUCCCUCACCUAAAACCCCAACCUUGUGCUCUCAUCCCUCACCUCAAACCCCAACCUUGUGCUCUCAUCCCUCACCUCAAACCCCAACCUUGGGCUCUCAUCCCUCACCUCAAACCCCAACCUAGUGUUCUCACCCCUCACCUCAAACCCCAACCUUGUGCUCUCAUCCCUCACCUCAAACCCCAACCUUGUGCUCUCAUCCCUCACCUCAAACCCCAACCUAGUGUUCUCACCCCUCACCUCAAACCCCAACCUUGUGCUCUCAUCCCUCACCUCAAACCCCAACCUUGUGCUCUCAUCCCUCACCUCAAACCCCAACCUAGUGUUCUCACCCCUCACCUCAAACCCCAACCUUGUGCUCUCAUCCCUCACCUCAAACCCCAACCUUGUGCUCUCAUCCCUUACCUCAAACCCCAACCUAGUGUUCUCACCCCUCACCUCAAACCCCAACCUUGUGCUCUCAUCCCUCACCUCAAACCCCAACCUUGUGCUCUCAUCCCUCACCUCAAACCCCAACCUAGUGUUCUCACCCCUCACCUCAAACCCCAACCUUGUGCUCUCAUCCCUCACCUCAAACCUCAACCUUGUGCUCUCAUCUCUCACCUCAAACCCCAACCUAGUGUUCUCACCCCUCACCUCAAACCCCAACCUUGUGCUCUCAUCCCUCACCUCAAACCCCAACCUAGUGUUCUCACCCCUCACCUCAAACCCCAACCUUGUGCUCUCAUCCCUCACCUCAAACCCCAACCUUGUGCUCUCAUCCCUUACCUCAAACCCCAACCUAGUGUUCUCACCCCUCACCUCAAACCCCAACCUUGUGCUCUCAUCCCUCACCUCAAACCCCAACCUUGUGCUCUCAUCCCUCACCUCAAACCCCAACCUAGUGUUCUCACCCCUCACCUCAAACCCCAACCUUGUGCUCUCAUCCCUCACCUCAAACCUCAACCUUGUGCUCUCAUCUCUCACCUCAAACCCCAACCUAGUGUUCUCACCCCUCACCUCAAACCCCAACCUUGUGCUCUCAUCCCUCACUUCAAACCCCAACCUUGUGCUCUCAUCCCUCACCUCAAACCCCAACCUUGUGUUCUCAUCCCUCACCUCAAACCCCAACCUUGUGUUCUCACCCCUCACCUCAAACCCGAACCUUGUGUUCUCAUCUCAUCCCACACCUCAAACCCCAACCUUGUGCUCUCAUCCCACACCUCAAACCCCAACCUUGUGUUCUCAUCCCUCACCUCAAACCCCAACCUUGUGUUCUCAUCCAACACCUCAAACCCCAACCUUGUGCCAACCACACUGUUAUUAAUGGCCCAGGCCUCCUUUGAUUAA
This is a messenger RNA of Oncorhynchus kisutch (coho salmon), 1539 nucleotides long. RefSeq names its product early nodulin-75-like. NCBI's taxonomy places the organism in Eukaryota, Metazoa, Chordata, Actinopteri, Salmoniformes, Salmonidae. Bases 1 to 1539 code for a protein of 512 amino acids. The transcript has 4 exons. The record is from RefSeq and is a predicted model, not a curated record.